Messenger RNA from Saccharomyces kudriavzevii IFO 1802, 2193 nucleotides. RefSeq names its product Kar3p (gene KAR3). Gene Ontology annotation, molecular function: microtubule motor activity; ATP binding; microtubule binding. NCBI's taxonomy places the organism in Eukaryota, Fungi, Ascomycota, Saccharomycetes, Saccharomycetales, Saccharomycetaceae. The coding region runs from base 1 to 2193 and encodes 730 amino acids. Gene Ontology annotation, biological process: microtubule-based movement. The transcript has a single exon. The record is from RefSeq and is a predicted model, not a curated record.
AUGAUGGAUACUCUACCACGUACACCUACAAAAGCUAAACCUACUCAGCAACUCUCCACACCAUCUCCAAAAAAUGAUAUUUUAGUUAUGGGAGGCUACAAAAGAAGGAAUACGACGACACCGCCGCCUAAACGGGUCCUUUCGAAGCCACAACAGCCAGAUGUUCACCGGCAUUCGUUAGCGGGCCAGAACCGCAUAUCUAUGUCUCCAAAUCGCGAGCUUUUAAGAAAUUACAGGGGUACAGCGAAUUUGGUUUAUGGAAAUCAGAAAAGUAAUUCUGGGGUGACUUCCUUUUACAAAGAAAAUGUCAAUGAACUAAACAGGACACAAGCCAUUCUAUUUGAAAAAAAAGCAACUUUAGACUUAUUGAAAGAUGAGCUAACAGAAACAAAAGAGAGAAUCAAUGCCGUUAAUCUCAAGUUCGAAACUCUUCGUGAGGAAAAGAUAAAAAUUGAACAGCAACUGAAUCUAAAAAACAACGAACUUAUCUCCAUAAAAGAGGAAUUUUUGUCAAAGAAACAGUUCAUGAAUGAAGGUCAUGAAAUACAUUUAAAGCAGCUCGCAGCGUCAAAUAAGAAGGACCUGAAGAAAAUGGAAAAUGAGUACAAAACAAAGAUUGAGAAACUGAAGUUUAUGAAAAUAAAACAAUUUGAAAAUGAAAGAGCGGCACUGUUAGAUAAAAUAGAAGAGAUUAGAAAUAAAAUUAUCAUGAACCCUUCCACUUUACAAGAAAUGUUGAAUGAGUCUGAACAAAAGCAAGUACUGGAAAAAGAACUAUGGCUAACAGAGUAUCAAACACAAUGGAAAAACAAUAUGGAAUUGAACAAUAAACAUAUGAAGGACAUCGAGAACGUUAAAAAGGAGAUCGAAUAUACCUUAAAACCUAAAUUGACAGAGAAAAAGAAGCUCUUGACAGAGAAGUGUAACGAGUAUGAAACUCUUAAUGUAGAGGUUGAAGAAAAGAAAAAAGAAACAGCAAAGCUAAGGAAUGAAGUAGCAUCGAAAGAGAAGGCUAAUCGAGAAACUUUAGAUAAAAUCAAUGAGCUUGAAGAGUAUAUAAAAGACACUGAGAUAGGAAUGAAGGAGUUGAAUGAAAUUUUAGUUAAAGAGGAAACAGUAAGACGCACAUUACACAAUGAGUUACAGGAACUACGAGGAAAUAUACGGGUUUAUUGUAGAAUUCGUCCGCCUUUAGAAACCUUGGAGAAUUUGGAUACUAGUCUCAUUAGAGUUAAUGAAUUUGAUGACAAUCGGGGUGUUCAAUCUAUGGAAGUUACAAAAAUUCAAAGUACCACACAAGUGCAUGAAUUCAAGUUUGAUAAAAUCUUUGAUCAACAAAAUACGAAUGAGGACGUUUUCAAAGAAGUUGGACAAUUAGUACAGAGUUCAUUGGAUGGUUAUAACGUCUGUAUUUUUGCAUAUGGUCAGACAGGGUCCGGGAAAACCUUCACGAUGUUGAAUACAGGAGAUGGUAUUAUUCCUUCCACAAUAUCUCAUAUAUUCAGUUGGAUCAACAAGUUGAAGACAAAAGGCUGGGACUACAAAGUCAACUGUGAAUUCAUCGAGAUAUAUAACGAGAACAUCGUAGAUCUGCUGAGAAAUGACAGUAUUGGUAAGGACGACACGAAUACCAAUUCAAAGCAUGAAAUACGCCACGAUCAGGAAACUAAGACUACUAUGAUAACAAACGUUACGAGCUGCCAGCUUGAAUCAGAGGAAAGAGUUGAUAUGAUUCUGAAAAAGGCAAACAAGCUAAGAUCUACAGCUAGCACAGCGUCGAACGAGCAUUCUUCCCGUUCACACAGUAUUUUCAUGAUACAUUUGUCUGGAUCAAAUGCAAAAACUGGAGCACAAUCGUAUGGAACCCUUAAUCUUGUUGAUCUGGCUGGUUCUGAAAGGAUAAAUAUUUCUCAGGUCGUAGGAGAUCGGUUAAGAGAAACUCAGAAUAUCAACAAAUCAUUAAGUUGUUUAGGUGACGUUAUUCAUGCAUUAGGUCAACCUGAUAGUACAAAAAGGCAUAUACCAUUUAGGAAUUCAAAAUUGACGUACCUACUACAAUAUUCGUUGACCGGGGACUCGAAGACAUUAAUGUUCGUUAACAUUUCGCCAAGUUCUUCGCAUAUAAAUGAAACGUUAAAUUCAUUAAGAUUUGCCUCUAAAGUGAAUUCAACCAGAAUGGUCAGUAGAAAAUGA